UUACUGCUGUAUAGAGCUCUUAUCGAGCCACAUUUCGACUAUUGCUUGCCUGUUUGGGACGGUCUCAACAACGAAUUAGCCGAUAAAUUACAAAAACUACAAAAUUGACAAAAUUGUGCCAUUAGAGUAAUCACAAAGUCCGUAGUGCUGUAGUGCUACCGCCCUCCGCACAAAUUUAGGAUGGGGUAACCUCUAUACCAGAAGGAAAAAACAGAAAGCUAAACUAAUUUUUAAAGUUUUAAUUAAACGAACCCCGGAGUAUUUACAAGAUCUAUUCAAACCAUUCACCAGAGAAUACGAUCUUAGAGACAAGACAAAUAAAUUAGCUCUGCUCAAGCUCCGUACUGAAUUCCUUCAACGAAGUAUCUGCUGCAGUGGGGCCCAUUUG
Messenger RNA from Porites lobata, 388 nucleotides. The record is from the annotation of a GenBank genome assembly. NCBI's taxonomy places the organism in Eukaryota, Metazoa, Cnidaria, Anthozoa, Scleractinia, Poritidae.